AUGUUUCCUAAGCGUCUGCGGAAUCAUCCACAUAUUCGAACCUUGUAUCGGGAACUUCAGCAGGCCCGUGAGCAGGACCUUGAUCAAGUAAAUGAAAACAUCGACAGAGAGAUCCAGCAGGGUGAGCGCCAAAAAGCAGAACUCCGAAAAGCCAGCAUGGCAGCAGGAGUCGAAGCAACCAAUGAUGAUGAGCAGCGGGAGAUAGAUAUGGAUCUCCAUCUGUUUGGACAGAACACCACUGACCCUGAAGAUUAUCAUUCCGUGGAUAGUCUCUUGGCGGAGAUGGAGGUUGCAUGUGCACACAUUGAACGAGAAAUCUCCAGUGUGGACGAAGAAGCCAAUGGUCUUAUGACGGAGCUGUAUUCUACAGUUGGAGAUCUCAGUGACCUUCGCUAUGGCAAAUUCCAAGGCCCAAGCUCGGCUAGCGAUGUUGCCAGAGAAGCUAUCAAGGGUCUGCAGCAUUUGGAAGAUUCGUGUUAUCAGAAGGCUAUGCCAGGUGCAUCUUGA
Molecule: messenger RNA, 507 nt
Organism: Penicillium angulare
Lineage: Eukaryota; Fungi; Ascomycota; Eurotiomycetes; Eurotiales; Aspergillaceae
Product: Cnl2/NKP2 family protein
Exons: 1
Coding region: 1-507 (168 amino acids)
Biological process (GO): chromosome segregation
Cellular component (GO): kinetochore; Mis6-Sim4 complex
Source: RefSeq, a predicted model, not a curated record